Cynoglossus semilaevis (tongue sole) is the source of this 1028-nucleotide messenger RNA. RefSeq names its product apolipoprotein A-IV-like. The coding region runs from base 160 to 930 and encodes 256 amino acids. Gene Ontology annotation, cellular component: very-low-density lipoprotein particle; low-density lipoprotein particle; chylomicron. Lineage: Eukaryota; Metazoa; Chordata; Actinopteri; Pleuronectiformes; Cynoglossidae. Gene Ontology annotation, molecular function: phospholipid binding; cholesterol transfer activity; phosphatidylcholine-sterol O-acyltransferase activator activity. Gene Ontology annotation, biological process: cholesterol efflux; phospholipid efflux; acylglycerol homeostasis. The transcript has 4 exons. The record is from RefSeq and is a predicted model, not a curated record.
CGGGUAUCGUCCAGCGGGGCAGAUACAGCAGGACUUUACCCUGGGACGUGGCUAUAAAAAGCCUGGAGUCUCGGUGUGUGAGACACAGGUCUGCACCAAGGAGAGACUCCAGGAUCGAGCAGCUGCUGAACGCUGAACCUUCAGAAUCAAAAACCAAUCAUGAAGACCCUGCUGGUUCUGGCUCUUGCCCUCGUCUCUGUGUGCAAUGCCAACAUCCUGUGGCCCGAACCUGCCAAGACCAACCUGGAGGUGGUGAAAGAUGCAUUCUGGGACUACGUGGCCAAAGCCACCCUGACGGCCGAGGACUCACUGAAGCAGAUCAGAGAGUCUGAGCUCGGACAGGAAGUCAACACCAGAAUCUCCCAGAGCGCCGACCUGGUGAACCAGUACGUAGAAACUCUGCGGACUCAGGUGGCUCCUCUGACCCAGGACUUCAUGACUCAGCUGACCAAGGAGGCGGAGCAGCUGAAGGCCCGUCUGGAGACAGACAUGGUGGCCGUGGGCGAGAACAUGCAGCCCUACACCCAGGAGCUGGUGGCUAAGAUCCAGAAGCAGGUGGAGGAGCUGAGGAAGGAGAGCGCCCCCUACGCCGAGGCCAUGGACCCCGAGGCCCUGAAGGCCGUCCUGAUCCAGAAGAGCCAGGAGCUGAAGGCUCAGCUGGACCAGAACGUGGCGGACCUCCAGGCUCAGAUGGUUCCCUUCAGCGAGGAGAUGAGGCAGAAGGUGGAGAAGAGCGUGGAGGACUUCCAGAACUCCAUAAUGCCGGUGGCCCAGAGCUUUGAGGCUCAGCUGACCCAGAAAACCCAGGAGGUCCAGGAGAACCUGACCCAACGUGGAGAGCAGCUGAAGGCCAAGCUGGACGCCAGCGCCCAGGACCUGCAGGCUCAGCUGGCCCUGCUGUGGGAGUCCUUCUCCAAGAUCAGCCAGUAAAAGGACGACGGCGUCCUCCGGAACCUCAACUCCACAGAUAUUUAUUAACAUCAACAGCUGCUUUAUUUUCUUAAAAUAAAUCUUCACGGUCACGUCUC